Molecule: messenger RNA, 1977 nt
Organism: Chionomys nivalis (European snow vole)
Lineage: Eukaryota; Metazoa; Chordata; Mammalia; Rodentia; Cricetidae
Product: solute carrier family 22 member 14-like
Exons: 10
Coding region: 1-1977 (658 amino acids)
Biological process (GO): transmembrane transport
Molecular function (GO): transmembrane transporter activity
Source: RefSeq, a predicted model, not a curated record
AUGGAAGAACACGAUUCUGAGUCUGCAUUUGGAACCCAGGAUUCCAGGAGCACACUCCGGCAUGAGAUUUCCAUUCCUUCCCAUUCCUGGUCCUUGGAGAUGUUGUUACGCAAAUUGAAGGCCACAGAGCUCAAGAGGGAUGACAAGCUGGCCAGUCUUCUGGAUGCUGUGGGGGAGUUCGGCACAUUCCAGUGGAGGCUGGUGGCCCUCACCUUGAUCCCCUAUGGCCUGCUGUCCUUCUUCAUGUUCUCAGAUAGCUUCGUGCUCACCGCCCAGAAACCCUACUGUAACACCAGCUGGAUCCUGAAAGUGGGUCCCAACCUCUCAGUGGCUGAGCAGAUGAACCUGACCCUGCCUCGAGCACCCGAUGGCAGUUUCCAGACCUGCCUCAUGUAUGUACCAGUGUCGUGGGAUCUCGAUUCUAUCAUCCAUUUUGGCCUCAAUUAUACAGAAACAUGCAGAUAUGGAUGGAUCUACCCUUAUGCUGAGAAGCGCUCCCUGAUCAAUGAGUUUGACCUGGUGUGUGGCAAUGAACCAAACAAGGAGAACAUGCAGACUGUGUUUAUGGCGGGCUUCUUGACAGGGUCUCUCUUCUUUGGGUUCUUAUGUGACAAGAUAGGCCGCUAUCCCGUCUUCCUGAUGUCACUGGCAGGCUUCCUCUUCUUUGGCUUCGGAACAGCCUUUGUGAAAAGUUUUAACCAGUAUCUGUUCUUCCGCUUCACUGCAGCCCAGGCAGGUGUGGGCUACGCCAUCAGCAGUGCGUCUUUAGUCAUGGAGUGGCUUGUGGGCGAGCACCGGGCCCAUGCGAUCAUCCUGCAGCACUGCUUCCUGGGAUUAGGGAUCAUUUUCCUGUCAGGAGUUGCCACCAGGGCUUUCCACUGGAGGCUCGUGUUCCUGAUGGCUGGUGCGCCCAUGUUUCCCAUCGUCUCCAAUAUCUGGUUUGUCCGAGAAUCCCCACAGUGGCUGAUGAUCAAAGGGAAGGUGGACGAGGCCAAAAAGGUUCUGUGUUACGCAGCUGAGGUGAACAAGAAGACCAUCCCUUUAAAUCUACUGAAUGAGCUGCAGCUGCCGGCAAAGAAGGUGAAGAAGGUCUCCAUCCUGGACUUCCAUACCAAUCAGCAGCUUUUCAUGGUGGUCUUGACCAUGGCCUGUGUGUGGUUUUCCAUCAGUUACAGCUAUUUCACACUGAACCUCAAGUUGAAGGAUUGUGAGAUAGAGACCUACCUCAUACAAAUAAUCCCAGGCAUUCUGGAAGUGCCAGCACGGCUGUAUUGCAUUGUUCUAUUGGAGAAUUUUGGGAGAAAGUGUACCCUCUUCGUGAACCUCAUUCUGGCUACCAUCUCGUGUUUCUUCCUCCUUUUCCUUACUCAAGAGCUGAAGUCGACGACAAACUUGAUGCUUGUGCUUGGACAGUUUAACAUGGCAGCCAGUGUCACUGUGUUCUUCAUCUACACCUGUGAGCUCCUCCCCACUGCCCUCAGGUCUACAGGUCUGGGAAUGGUGUCUCUAUCCUUCUCAGCUGGAGCCAUCACAGCUCUGGCUGUCUUCCACAAUAUCAAAACACAGCUGCAUGUUUUCUUCUGCUGUCUCUCUUGCAUUGUGGCCUUGUGCUUCUCCUCCUUCGUGCCAGAAACAGGAAACCAGCCUUUCUGUGAUAGCAUGGACUACCGUUCAAGAGAGUCUAUUGACUCCAAGAGGAAAAGCCAGGAUGUCACUGCAAUGAUGCUAUCUGAGGAGUCAAUGUCUGACAUCUCGAUUGACGAAGUGGCAAAAAAUACCAUUCUCAAUGUCCUGCCGCUAAAAUCAGAAGCAAGCGGCUUCUCUGACACCGACUUGAAGGAACCCAGCAACACGAUUAACAAAGUGGCAAAGAUUACCAUUCUAAACACAAUGCCUCUAAAAUCAGAGACAAGUGGGUUCUCCAACACCGACUUGAAGGAACCCAGCAAUGGGGAGGAACCCAGUCCAGAGCCCUGA